Messenger RNA from Aspergillus sclerotioniger CBS 115572, 905 nucleotides. RefSeq names its product NAD(P)-binding protein. Lineage: Eukaryota; Fungi; Ascomycota; Eurotiomycetes; Eurotiales; Aspergillaceae. The record is from RefSeq and is a predicted model, not a curated record. The transcript is spliced from 5 exons. Bases 74 to 706 code for a protein of 210 amino acids.
CAUCUCUCCAUUCCCAGCCCAUUCAAUUCCUCAAUUAUCGACUCAAUCACAACGCCGUCCUUCUCCCACCACCAUGACUCUUUCCAACCCCACUGUCGUCCUCAUUACCGGCGCCAGCCGAGGAAUCGGACGAACCCUAGUCGAAACCUUUCUCCUCCGACCAAACCACAUUGUCAUCGGCACCGUGCGCAACACAGCCGCCGACUACGUCAAAGAUGUCGAAUCCCUGCCCAAGGUCGAUGGCUCACGUCUACAGCUCAUCAAAAUCGAAAGCAGCAACUCCACCGACCCAGCAACAGCUAUCAAUGACCUCGUGGACAUAGACCACAUCGACGUGGUGAUAGCCAACGCGGGCGGAGCCGGCGAGAAAGGCAUCAUCCUCUUGGACGUGGUGAGCCCCGAGGUCGUAACGGAGGUAUUUACCGUGAAUGCGCUCGGUCCGUUGGCCUUGUACCAGGCCGUGAAGCCUUUGUUGGAGAAGUCCUCUUCCCCUAAGUGGGUGUCUGUUACCAGUGCUGCGGGGUCGAUUGGUCGACUUGAGCUUCAUAAGGCGUAUAUUGCCCCGGCGUAUGGGAUUGCGAAGGCGGGGUUGAAUUGGAUUACGACUGCUAUUCACAGUGCCAAUAAGGAGUUUAUUGCGUUUGCCGUGCAUCCUGGAGAGCGGCAACAAGAGUGCCCGCGCGAUGGGCCUUCCUCAGGCUCCUAACUCUCAGCGCCAGUGUGUGGAUGGCAUUCUGGGAUUGAUUGUUAAUGCGACUCGGGAGAAGACCUCGGGGAAGUUCUUCAACGUGAUUGAUGGAACGGAGAUCCCGUGGUAGAGGGACACUUACCCGGUCACCUGCUGGAGUCCCUGAUAGAUGGUAAUGCGCCCAAUUAUAUUGUUCACCUUCCGCACAGAGCACAAC